Messenger RNA from Drosophila yakuba, 882 nucleotides. RefSeq names its product cell surface glycoprotein 1. Gene Ontology annotation, cellular component: extracellular region. The record is from RefSeq and is a predicted model, not a curated record. The coding region runs from base 78 to 845 and encodes 255 amino acids. The transcript has 2 exons. Lineage: Eukaryota; Metazoa; Arthropoda; Insecta; Diptera; Drosophilidae. Gene Ontology annotation, molecular function: chitin binding.
CUGGAAACGCUAUAAAUGCACCGCUUACUGCAAACUAUUCACUGGUUUUGGUUUGUAGUUAACCGAUCGUCGCUGCAAUGAAGUUGGUCUGGAUGUUGAUGUCCUUGCAGCUUAUGCUUCUAGCAACUGCUCUUAGUGCCAGACAAUGUGUCAAGCCAACUGCUUCACCAAAGCCCACCGAGGAUCCUGACGAUCCCACUGAUGAUCCCUGGGAUCCCACAGAUGACUCAUCGGAGGACCCAUCGGAUUCAACCGACAAACCAUGGAGCCCCACUGCUAAGCCCACAGUAGUACCAACUCUACCGCCCUCUAAUUCCACAUCCAAUCCAUUGGAUCCCUCGGGAGCGCCCACCAAUGAACCAUCAGAGCCAACCGGAGAACCGACUGAAAGCUCAUCGGAUCCCACCGGAGAGCCCUCCAAUGAUCCAUCGGAGCCAACCGAAGUACCCACUGAAAAUCCAUCGGAUCCCACAGGACAGCCCACUGGAGAAACAUCCAAUCCAUCAGAUCAAUCCACUGACAGUCCCACAGAUCAACCGACUCAGGAACCAACUGAAGAGACUAAGAUACCGACGGGGGAGACCACUGAAGGUACUUCGGAGCCCACUGGAGAAUCAUCAAUUUCCAUCGAUCCAUCGGAUUCGACAAGUCCAACCACCCAGACAACUCCCAGUGUGGAUGCGAACGCCUCCUGUCGAGCUCAUCUAGGAGUCCAAUUCCUGCCGCAUCCGUACGAUUGUCAUUUAUACAUACACUGCGAUGGGGAUGCAGGAUACAUCAGGGAUUGUCCAAGUGAUCUAUACUGGAACUCGAUCAACCAGACUUGUGACAAGACCUGUGCCUAGGCAAAUAAAGUACAUACAAUAGCAUGCUCUCAAAAAA